GCCCGCAGAGCCCGGAUGCGGGUGACGUGCGGCCGCCAUCUUCCCAUCCCGGACAGCCAGCGCCGGUCGGAGCCAGCGCAAGUCGCCCCUGCCGCCGCCGUUGCCGCCGCCACCACCGCCGCCAUCACUGCGGCUGCCAAGUCCUCUGCCCGCUGCCUCCGCCAUGUCUGCUACCGCUGCCACCGCCCCCCCUGCCGCCCCGGCUGGGGAGGGUGGCCCCCCUGCGCCCCCUCCAAACCUCACCAGUAACAGGAGACUCCAGCAGACCCAGGCCCAGGUGGAUGAGGUGGUGGACAUUAUGAGGGUGAAUGUGGAUAAGGUCCUGGAGCGGGACCAGAAGCUCUCAGAGCUGGAUGACCGCGCAGACGCACUCCAGGCAGGGGCCUCCCAGUUUGAAACAAGUGCAGCCAAGCUCAAGCGCAAAUACUGGUGGAAAAACCUCAAGAUGAUGAUAAUCUUGGGAGUGAUCUGCGCCAUCAUCCUCAUCAUCAUCAUCGUUUACUUCAGCACUUAAAUCCCUGAGGAGUCAGCCCUGCCUAGAGAAGGGCCUCUCCCCCACCCCCAGCCGUUCCUCCACCUCUCAGCCAUAUCUUUCAGCCCCCUCCCCUGGAUCCGUGUGUGUGUGUGUGUCCGUGUGUGUGCCCCCCUGUAAAUAGCCAGCUGUUAUUUAUACAUAUAUAAUAUUAUAUAUAUUUGGUCUGUUUGUAGUUUUAUUACUAGAAGAUUUUUCCGGUUGUCCUUAACACCCCUUCCUGAGGUUCCUGUCAUCUAUCUUUCCUUAUCUUUCCCCCUCUUCCUGACCAACCCCAAGUCCCUUCAUUUGCAUCUGCUAUGCAAUAUUCCCUCUCCUCUCUUCUCCUUUAACUGAUGCCCCAUGCCUCCCCUCCAUGCAAAAUCCCCCCAAAUAAAAAGCACCUGUCCAGGCCUCCUUAGGUGCAUCUUUGCAUCCAUUGGUAGGCUCUGAGACUGGCCCUACUUGGUCCUAAGAUUCCCAAGGUUUGGGAGCUUCCAGCGUGUUAAUUAGCAUACAUUUGCAUACCGACAGCCUUUUUUUAAAAUUUAAUUUUAGUUCUGUCACUCUUCUAUCUGUGUUUCUUUUUUUUUUGUACUGGGGAUCAAACUCGGGACCUUGCACUUGUGAGGCAGGUGCUGGAACCACUGAGCUAAAUCUCUGGCCCAUGUGUUUCUUUUUUACUGAGGAGUUAGUACCUAUUGGUCCUCUAUCACACUUUCAUUUGCACGACAUUACUUGCAGGUGGAGGGGAGCCUGGGCUUUUGGGGAAUCAGACUGUUCUGGUCCCCAGACUUGCCCCCUCCCACACCCUCUAGUCCAGUUUGCCUCUCCUACCCCCAUUUCCCAACCUCUUGUACCCUCCUCUCCCUGCCCCCAGCUGGUGUGUAAGUGUCUUGGAGUUUAGUGUGCUGUGAUGGACCAAUAAUUCUGCCACUUGGGGUCUCUCCCUACAUUCCUGCUCCCCGGUUUUCAUGUGGGGCACUCAGUUGACAUUCCCAUGGGGUCUCCCUCCCUUCCAUCUGCCUGAUCCACCUCCUCCUCCCACCAGGAGAGUUGGGGGUUGGCCACAAUCUGAUUUCUUUUGGGAGGGGUGGCUGCCAGUAUGUGUGUGGGGGGGUCAUCACUGCCUUGGGGAGGAGUGGGGCAGGGUAGAGAAUCCCCCCAAUUCCUGCCUGAAAUCUCUGGCCUCACCCUGCUGGAGGUUGGAGGUUGGACUGAAAACCUUCCUCCCCAAUUUGGGGGGUGUUGCCCCCAUCACUGCCCAGCUCCUCUGACUGCCCCCCCCCCCCGUAUUCAGGGUGGGGGUACAGAGUGGGGGUACUAGUCACUGCCAAUGUGUGUAUGGGACUUGCUGGAUGAUGGAGAUUCUCACCCCUCUCCAGGGCUGCUGAGCCCAGAGAGAGGGAGAGGGAGAGAGGGAAAGAAAGAGUUGUCCCCUCAUUAGGUGAAGUGACAGAGCAAAGGUCUAAUGUCUUUUUAAAUGGCACAAUUUUAGGGGUCUGAGGGAUGCAGUCCUUUAACCUGCCACUGGAGGGGGCCCCCAAUAUCUUCCUCCCACACUCCAGGUUUUCUGUGUGGAGGGGGAGCAGGGAGAUCUAAAUUGUGGUGUGAAAAGGUAGGAGAGAUGCUGGGGGUGGAGGUGCUGUGUUCUAGACCCCUCCAUAUUAUCCCAGUGUCCCCUGCCUUCCCUCUUCCCUCACCCCUAUGCCCCCAAUUCUGUGGCGCAUCCAGAUUGUGAAAAUGUACAAUAAAUGUGUAAUGAAUAACCA
This is a messenger RNA of Heterocephalus glaber (naked mole-rat), 2283 nucleotides long. It is a transcript of the gene Vamp2, whose product is annotated as vesicle associated membrane protein 2. Gene Ontology annotation, cellular component: membrane. The record is from RefSeq and is a predicted model, not a curated record. NCBI's taxonomy places the organism in Eukaryota, Metazoa, Chordata, Mammalia, Rodentia, Bathyergidae. Gene Ontology annotation, biological process: vesicle-mediated transport.